UUAGCAUCAAUAUCAAGCUCUAACCGUCGUUCCCUCACUAAACCCGUCCUCUCGCUGUCUCUCUCGAUCUCUCUCUCGAUCUUGAUUCCUCCAUUGGGAAGGAAUUCGGAAGAAAUUCUCGAUUUUGAUGCUCAAAUCGAGAUAUUCAGAUGCGUGGGCAAUGAUUUCUUGCCAGAUUACCGGAAUGGAGAGCGUUUCGUGAAGUGAAUCUAGGGUUUUAGAUGCCAUAAGCCCCAUUCCAAUGAGAGGGGUUGAUUUCAAGUGGUACGAUGGUUUCUUCUUAUCCAUGCUCGCGACCAGCAUAAUCAUUGUUUCUAUCAACUGGAAGCGCUACCAUUUCUGCAAGCAUCCACUGCAUAUAUGGAUUGUGGUUGAUUAUACAACAGUAUUCAUCUUCCGGUUGCUUAUGUUUGUGGACAAUGGCCUUGCGGCAGGAAUGGGAUUAGACCUUGGGUGGCAACAGAGAUAUGCUCCAUUUUGUGGAAGAAUUGUGGUGCUCUCAAUUCUUAUUCUUUUGCUUUAUCCUUUUCUCUGGGUUUGGACAGUGAUUGGCACAAUAUGGUUUACCAAUGCAAGAAGCUGUUUGCCCGAGGAAGGUCAAAAAUGGGGUUUUCUGAUUUGGUUGCUUUUCAGCUACUGCGGACUGGUUUGCAUUGCAUGCAUGUGUAUUGGGAAGUGGCUAACACGGAGACAAGCACAUUUGCAGCGUGCUCAACAAGGGAUUCCCAUAUCGGAGUAUGGGGUUUUAGUUGACAUGAUCCGUGUACCUGACUGGGCCUUUGAAGCUGCUGGGCAAGAAAUGAGAGUAAUGGGUCAAGAAACCGCUUAUCACCCAGGCCUUUACCUGACAGCAACCCAGAGGGAAGCUGUUGAGGCUCUAAUUCAGGAACUUCCCAAAUUUCAUCUGAAAGCUGUCCCAACAGAUUGCAGUGAAUGUCCUAUUUGUCUUGAAGAGUUCCGUGUGGGGAAUGAGGUCCGGGGCCUCCCAUGUGCACACAACUUCCAUGUGGAGUGUAUUGACCAGUGGCUGCGCCUGAAUGUGAAAUGCCCCAGGUGUCGGUGCUCUGUAUUCCCCAACCUUGAUCUCAGUGCCCUUUCAAACAUUCGGCUGGACUCAGAACGGGCAUCAGCCAGUGAAGUGACUACAGCAACCACAAGAUACAUGCAGACACAAACUGGAGGUCAGAGCUACCGUGUCCGUUUGCAGGGCCUUCUCCGCCCUGUCCGCUCAGAGAAUGCAAAUGCUGAUGGCAGUGAGAAUGGAGCUCAGGAAUAUGGAGAUGAGACUUUGGUUGUGUCUCAUCCCCCAGCAUCGGCGCUAUGCCCAGUCACACCAUGUGUCGUUGUUGUUGAUCAUAUCAAUGGUCAUUGAUGUGCAUGUUUGCCUGCAUAAUUCAUGAGUCAGUAAAUAUUGUCAAUCAGGUUUUCUCAAUCUUACAGUUUAGUGUUUGUCACAAGUGCAUGCUAUGCUCUCUUCGAUAUAACAUUUUUCGGUUAUUUGGGUCUGCAUUCUUUAGGUCUGUUUCCUAUCAAUUCUUACCGGCAAAUUGAAUUACUCUUGUUAACAUAACUGCAAGCUGUUAUUUUAGGGAGCAGGAACCAGCCAAGAAGUUCCUGAAAGCAAUUUUUUCCGUCUCUGAUGGCACUAAUGCAGAUGCCUUUUUUUCCUCCAGCAAGAGGUCAAAAUGUGCUUGCAAACCAGAUUUGAAGUUUCAGCUCACUUUGUUCUUACUCCACCUGUGUACUGGCAAGGACCAUCUUUUGAUUCUUUUCUUGUUUUUAUUCUUAAACUUGCUAACACCAAAGCUUCUUUUCUUUUAUUUUGUUUUCUGUUGUACUUUGUUGGAGGAUUGUAUAACAAA
Messenger RNA from Dioscorea cayenensis subsp. rotundata (Guinea yam), 1862 nucleotides. Its product is annotated as E3 ubiquitin-protein ligase SIS3. The record is from RefSeq and is a predicted model, not a curated record. Gene Ontology annotation, molecular function: ubiquitin-protein transferase activity. Gene Ontology annotation, biological process: sugar mediated signaling pathway. NCBI's taxonomy places the organism in Eukaryota, Viridiplantae, Streptophyta, Magnoliopsida, Dioscoreales, Dioscoreaceae.